GGUCACACCUAUCAUGCCUGAUCUGUCGUUCAAACCGAAUUCCUUGUGCUCAAAGUUUGGAUAUGUAGUCGCUGGAGGCCAACGGAGCCAAUUAGUAGUUAAAAAUUUGGUCGGAGGAAGGUCGCACACGGUAUCGCUUGGGGGUUCUAUCAAUAACUCCAUGGGUAUGUACCGAACAGAUACUGGGAUCCGGCUGCUGGUAUCAAACAACGACGAGAGUGUCAAGGUGUACUCCCUCUCGGGUAUGGACCAUAUUGUCGAUAUUGCGAUCCCGUUUGCUGUGAACAAUACAGCCGUCUCCCCAGACAACAGGACGAUGCUGGUGGUGGGCGACAGCAAGGUGGGUCUUUUCUACGACAUCAGGGGAGGGACCUAUACACGUACAACCUCGUUCAAUGCGUGUCAGAAUGCGGCCUUCAGCUGCAAUUGGAAUUACGCAGGCGAUAAAGUGGCCGUGGCCUGUCAGGAUGGAUCCAUUGCUGUGUGGGAUAUGAAGUAUCUAAGCAAACCUUUGACAAGUAUUUCGUCGUCACAGUCGCCAAACACGAGUGGGGCCUGUCGCGGAGUUAAAUUCUCACAUAGCUCGUCGAUGGAUCUGUUGGUGUUCACUGAGCACGAGUCGUUAGUGCAUGUGGUUGAUACUCGUGCAUACGUUGAGAAGCAAACGCUACGACCGUCACCGGACCUUACACAGGGAGUGGCGGGGGUUACUUUCUCGUCAGACGCCAAGAAGCUGUUUGUUGCUAUGGAAUGCGGAGUGUACGAAUAUGCCAUCGAUACAAUGCAGAGGCGUCGAUUCGCGGCAGGUGGUUUGCUUUGAAAUGUCAAAUCGAACCCAAGAAUACAGCUCUAAAAAUAGGGUUCAGGACGGGACCUGUCCAAAUGUAGUGAAUUUGUAGGGAAAUGCAAAGAAGCAGAGCGCGGCAUGUGCAGCAAAUUGUAAUGUUCACGGUAAACGUUAAACGUGACCGCUACUCGGCAGCUACCCUUACACCGAACGCACAGACGAAUGGCUUGGCGAGAGAUACUACUACUACACGUAGUGAACAUCACGAAUACAGCAACCUUUGAACUCUCAACCGAUUUGUGGUUACUUAAAGUACCUCGAGCGAUGAAGUUCAGCCCAUUUAAAGGCGCCAGUUAACCUAGCACGCCUUAUGACGAAGCUGAGACGGAUCUCAUAUCGUCGAAGUUAGCACCCGAACCCGAUGAUCGGUUGCUGAGCACUACCACACCACUGUGUCCAUCCACGACCACUGCGCAGCAUACGCGAGUAGAUUUCAACGCUUGCGCUUUUUUAAGUUAAUCAGUAUAACCGUAUUGCAGGAGGGCCAGACACAGUGUUACUGGUUUCUGGAGAUAGCAUGCCUCAUAACUCGUAUGUCGUUUGGCUUUGCUUUCACGGCACCGCGUUGCCGGCUGUGAAGUAGACAACAUUUGAACAUGAGGCAGCGAUAGCCGAUCCACCGUAUGCAGCAAACUAUUAUGUUCUUCCAUCGAAGUUAUAGUAAGUGGACAACGCGCCAGGGUUUUAGGGCUUCAGGUUCUAGAAGCGAAGCCUGGGGCCCUGAAACCCGUGAAUAACGAACCUUUUUGUAUCAUGAGGAUGAAAUGCAGUACGUGAAGGGUGUACGAUUAUGAUUACACCGGCGACGUUUUAGUACAGAUGGGUGGGUUGGACAGCAAGCAGAGCGCUUACAGCCUCUGCGUAAGACAUGACAAUACACGGCUCUGAAUUGCGAAUUAUUAUAGCGCAAUGCAGUAGCGAGGGUGGAGCGAUGUUUGUUAUGCCGAUAAAAAUUGGAAUGGUGACCAUAGAAAGUAUCGAGUUACACCUCACAUUUGAGUUUGAUGAUACGCACAAUCGGCAUUUCCGUUCAGACACAACGCUACACUUUGUUUUGUGCAGACGCCUCUAGCGUAUCUGCAAGGUUUUAGGAAACUCAAACACAGUGCUUAUUUGGCCUAGUUGUGCCUCUGAUUGGUCGAACGCGGGACGCUUGUGCAAUGGAAAUGGAGCGUUUGCGAUGCUCAUGCCUUUACAGUAGGAUAUAUCUCAGCUAUGGAAAAGCCGUGUCUUGCCCGAACCAGGUCUAUUGUUAAACUGGUAAUAAAUCUUUGUAAAUAAACACUUUUGUCCGCGAGGCUGCGUUCUCCCA
Sphaeroforma arctica JP610 is the source of this 2159-nucleotide messenger RNA. RefSeq lists its product as hypothetical. The transcript is spliced from 6 exons. The annotation marks the transcript as partial. Gene Ontology annotation, molecular function: protein binding. The record is from RefSeq and is a predicted model, not a curated record. Lineage: Eukaryota; Ichthyosporea; Ichthyophonida.